AUGGAGGAGGAAGCCGGCGGUUCCGUGCAGAGGCUUCCGUGGCAUGUGCGGGCGCUCCUCCUGUUCCUCGGCUGCGCAGUGGCCGUCAUCAUCGGGCUCGUCGGCUACUACGGGGGCCGUGACCCGCCCAACUUCUCCGUGUCCGUCUCCAGCUACGAGGGCCUCGACGUCCGGAGCGGCGACCCGGCGGCCGUGCCGCCCGCCUUCCGCGUCGUCCUCCGAGUCGGGAACCCCCUCCGCAGGCGGCGCUGCUUCACGCAGGGGAGCGCGGUGGUGGAUCUUGACGGCGUGCCCCUCGCGCGCGCCGACAGUCUCCCUGGGUUUUGCGUCCCCGGACAGAGCGUCCAUGAGGUGCCCUUCGUGGCCACCGGCGGCUGGCUCGGGCUGCCGGACCAGCUGUACCACGACCGCGUGCCGAUGUCGGUGGCUGUGCGGGUGAGGCUGGACGGAGGCAAUUAUUGGCCCGUCCUGCUGCGCUGCACCGCGACGCUGGAUGGGCGGCCGUCGCCCAACUGCCCGUGGUUCAACAUGCUCGAGCGAGUCCCUUCCCGAGUUUCCUUUCCAAUUGUUUUUUACUUAUUUUCACUUGCCUUCAUUUAUUUCGUCGGAGUCCCACCUCUUUUGUCCCGUCCCACUGCUCUGGCUAGGAGGCGGGCGACCGCGGCCAGCGUCGGAGAGGGCGGCGACUGCGGCAACGACGCAUCCUGCACGGCCAGCGUUGGAGAGGACGGCGACUGCGGCAACGGCGCAUCCUACUCGGCCGGCAUCGGAGAGGGCGGUGCUGCUCGGGACGGGGAGAGUUGCGACGCCGCAGUCGGCGGUAGCUGCGAUGGGAAUAGUUGCUCUCGUGUUCUUCUUCGUCCAGCUGGGAAGAGUUCGGCGAUUCGCGAGCGCAGAAGGCCUGGUUGCCGCCGACGUGAUGGAAGGAGAUGCAAAGCUAUUUACCAAGGAACAUGUGAUUACGUUGUAAGCAGCCAACCACCAGGCUCCGUUUCGCAGUUUGCAUUCCCGGACCCCUUGUAUUCCUCGCCGAUCGGAUCCACCCCCACCGACAGCCGCAGUCACUCGUCUCCGUCAGGGCACCACUUCAGCCGCUAUAAUCCUCCUCAAGUUUGCAUUCCCGGACCCCUUGUAUUCCUCGCCAAUCGGAUCCACACCGACCUACAUCGCAAUCGCUCGUCUCCGUCAGGGCACCACUUCAGCCGUUGGAAUCCUUUGAUUCUUCAGUUUUCAAUCUUUGACCUUAUGUGUUCAGUCAUAUGGCGCUUUCUUUUCAUUGCUUCAUUGCUCAGUUUGCAUUCCCGGACCCCUUGUAUUCCUCGCCGAUCGGAUCCACCCCCACCGACAGCCGCAGUCACUCGUCUCCGUCAGGGCACCACUUCAGCCGCUAUAAUCCUCCUCAAGCAUGGCAGGGUGCAGCUGUAUGUCUGUCUAAUGGAAUUGAUCACUAUAUGUUUGAUGCCUCAUGAAUUCUUAAGCAGCGUGGUGUGGCUUUGUUGGACGGUGGGAGUCUCGGCUAGUGUGGCCUGGGUGUGACCAGCGGAGGAGUGUCUGAUUCCUCCAGCGCAUGCGCUGUUUCUAACAAGGGCUGGCAGAAGCAUUAUGAUGGGUGUUGUCCCUUGGCUUGGUUUUAUAUCAUUUCUCUGAGUCUCCAAGUUUUGCACUUCCUUCAUUGCCUGAAUCUCUCAGCCUGAAUUCCUGGACAUCCUGUAUUGCUGCACAACUGGAUACAUUCUGACCUACUGCAGCAGUUAUUUGUCUCCAUCCAGAACGAAUCAGGUUCCAACAGCAACCUCCGCACUCCUCCUUGAUGGUCCUGUUGGACCUAAGGUCAUAGCAACUUAUCUUCGUUCCGCAUGAAUCAGGAACAACAUGUCAGCAACCUGUUUCAUGGGCCUGGCUUUUUUGCAUAAGGCUCUUUUUCAUCAGAACAUGCGCUCAGCACGUUGAUAAGGUGAUCGGGACCAUACCUUAGGUUGCAAAGCAUCUUCAAGUGGAUGUAGGGUUUCUUGCAGAUCUUCUUUUCCUUCCUUCUUGUCUGAUGGGAGCUCUUCUUCCCCGUCUAUUGUUUUGGGGGUAGGAUCCUCUCGAUCUGGAUCCAGAUAGGAGCAGGGAAUGGUUGGGAAAGAAUGGUUGGGGUGGUCGCAGCACGUGAGGCGUUUUCUUGGUGAAGAAGAAGGCCAGGCAGCUGUUUUGGGCCUUUUUUCAUGGGCUUUCUUGUGAUACGUGGUGGAUUUAGUUUUGGGAAACAUCGGACUGAAAAACGGCUUGUACUAAAAUCUGUCUGUUUUGGGUUAAUGAAACAGACACUUAUUUCGUUUUA
Lolium perenne is the source of this 2323-nucleotide messenger RNA. Lineage: Eukaryota; Viridiplantae; Streptophyta; Magnoliopsida; Poales; Poaceae. The record is from RefSeq and is a predicted model, not a curated record.